Molecule: messenger RNA, 3447 nt
Organism: Neopelma chrysocephalum (saffron-crested tyrant-manakin)
Lineage: Eukaryota; Metazoa; Chordata; Aves; Passeriformes; Pipridae
Gene: LMBR1
Product: limb development membrane protein 1
Exons: 17
Coding region: 175-1641 (488 amino acids)
Biological process (GO): signal transduction
Molecular function (GO): transmembrane signaling receptor activity
Source: RefSeq, a predicted model, not a curated record
GCGCCCGCCCGCCCAGGACGCACCGGCGCAGCCGGAGCCCCUCCGCCGCCGCCAGGGCCCGGGGGAGCAGCCGGGCUGCCGCUGGCCAUGGUGGCCCGCCCGCCGCCGGCGGGGCAGGAGCAGGCGCGGCGGCGGCGGCCGCCAUUGCGCGCGGGGGCCGCGGGACUAUGAAGGAUGGAAGCGGACGAGGUGACGAUCCGGGAGCAGAAUUUCCACAGCCAAGUGCGGGAGUACACGAUCUGUUUUCUCCUGUUUGCUGUUCUCUACAUAGUUUCCUACUUCAUAAUCACAAGAUACAAAAGGAAAGCAGAUGAACAAGAGGAUGAAGAUGCCAUUGUUAACAGAAUAUCGCUAUUCUUGAGCACCUUCACUCUAGCAGUUUCAGCUGGUGCAGUCCUGCUUCUACCUUUCUCAAUAAUCAGCAAUGAGAUCCUGCUUUCUUUUCCACAAAACUACUAUAUUCAGUGGUUAAAUGGCUCACUAAUUCAUGGUUUGUGGAAUCUUGCUUCUCUUUUUUCAAAUCUAUGUUUGUUUGUGUUGAUGCCCUUUGCGUUUUUCUUCCUGGAAUCAGAAGGAUUUGCUGGCUUAAAAAAGGGCAUCAGAGCACGUAUUUUGGAAACCCUUGUAAUGCUCAUCCUUCUUGCACUGCUUAUCCUUGGAAUCGUAUGGGUUGCUUCAGCACUUAUAGACAAUGAUGCUGCCAGUAUGGAGUCUUUAUAUGACCUCUGGGAAUUCUACCUCCCAUAUUUAUAUUCCUGUAUAUCACUGAUGGGAUGCUUGUUACUUCUGUUGUGCACGCCAGUGGGACUCUCACGGAUGUUUACAGUUAUGGGUCAGUUGCUGGUGAAGCCGACAAUCCUGGAAGACCUAGAUGAGCAGAUGUACAUCAUCACUUUGGAGGAAGAAGCAAUUCAGAGGAAGCUUAAUGGUGUAUCUUCCACAGUGGAAUACCAGACAGUAGAGUUGGAACGGGAGCUUGAAAAAGUGAAAAGCAAGAAAACAAAUCUAGAAAGGAGGAAAAAAGCUUCUGCUUGGGAAAGGAAUUUAGUCUAUCCAGCUGUCAUGAUAUUGCUACUGAUUGAGACGUCCAUCUCAGUUCUCUUGGUUGCUCUCAACAUUCUUUACCUGUUGGUGGAUGAGACUGCAAUGCCAAAGGGAUCAGGGGGGCCUGGAAUAGGAAAUGCCUCCCUAUCCACCUUUGGCUUUGUGGGAGCAGCACUUGAAAUCAUUUUGAUUUUCUAUCUCAUGGUAUCCUCUGUUGUCGGCUUCUACAGUCUUCGUUUUUUUGAAAAUUUCACUCCCAGGAAGGAUGACACAACUAUGACAAAGAUCAUCGGGAACUGUGUCUCAAUCUUGGUGCUGAGCUCUGCUUUGCCAGUGAUGUCAAGGACACUGGGAAUCACCAGAUUUGAUCUGCUUGGAGACUUUGGAAGGUUCAACUGGCUGGGGAACUUCUAUAUUGUAUUAUCUUACAACUUGCUCUUUGCUAUCAUGACAACGUUGUGUCUGGUCAGAAAGUUCACUUCUGCUGUGCGAGAAGAGCUCCUGAAGGCAUUAGGAUUAGAUAAACUUCAUCUAUCAAACAAUCCAAGAGACUCGGAAACAAAGCCGUCCGCAAAUGGCCAUCAGAAAUCACUGUGAUAACAAUCACCUGCAAUCAACAGAGCUGAAAACAUCAACCUCAUGGCAUUCCCGUCAUCUCAUCAGCAUUUUUAGAUUGCUUUUGUUGUUAGUUUGGGUCCAGCCUUGUCUCAUUUUUGAUGCUCUGUGCUUCUGAGGAAGUUAGGUGUGUCACAUUCUUCUCUUUCCAGUGAACUUUUGGUCUGCUUGUUUAUUUCCCAGUAAGUUAAUGCAGGAGGUGCCUUGAAGACUGGAAACUGAAGAGAAUAACACAUUCCUUUUUAUUUGUUGAAAGUCUCACAUCUUUAUUUUUAAACUUGUUACCAUUUUGAAUGCACAGUACCUCCUGUGUUACACAAACACAGCUAUAAAGAAUAACUUUGGGACUUGGUUAAAAAAAAAAAAAAGAAGAAAAGAUACACUUGAAGCCCAAUAUGACCCUUACUGGAAAUGUAAAGUACCUGGAGUAGGCAUCCUUGACAGGAGACAAACAGUUUUACAAGAGUGUGUUAAAAACAGCAGUAACUAGUGGACAUCCCAGUUCCCCUGUGCUGCAUACACACAGGCUGUGUCACGAUACUUUCUUGGAAGGCCAGUGUUUUCAGCUAUCUGUCCUUAGCUCUAAAUGCCAGGUUGCUUUACUGGUGGUCAAACAAUGUCUUAUUGAAGUCCACAUGAAGACUACCUUCAGUGUUAAAUCUGAGCCUAGUAUGCUUUGUAAAAAGCUGUGUAGACCCCCUGUCACAGCUCUUACAGUUCUGUGAGCUACUGUGCUGUGGAGGUCCUUUACCCUUCCCAGUACCCCCCUGUAAAAUUCUUGAUGAACUACUGUGUGUAAGCAGUACUUGUAAUCAAUGCAAGGAGCACAGGCCUAGGAGGCUGCAGUUGCAGUUUUCUACAGUCUUUAAUUUGAAGUAAAUUUCUCUGAAUUUGUACUCCAGUUACCAGGAUUUCUGUUCGGUGGCACAGUUCAGUGUCUGUCACUAGCCUGUUUUUUUAAUGUACACAUGAAGAUGUAUAUAGGCCUAUAUGUAUAGAUAUCGUAAAUUAAGAUUAUAGAGAUGACAUAGGUGGUUUGAUAAGUAAAACUUGUGUGUUCAAUCUUGGUAGUUUGAAUUUCUGCAGUGUUACAGUUUAACUGCUCAGAGGCCUUAGAUUCAGGAUGGCAUUGGUGGGUGGUAACAUCCUUUUUCAUAGCAUUACUGCAGCCUUGGGAAUCCUGUAAGCAGUUUACAGUAAAGAAAAAAACCAAGUAAGUAUUCAAAAUCUGGUUGCAUUUUUGUCCUGCUUGACCACAAGUAAUCUUCAAACAGAUUGGAAUGGGGACAUCAUGUAGGGAGCCAGAAAAUGUUCCUGUUUAUUUCCCAUUUCUAUAAAACAACUGUGUCAGUCUGUCUGUAGUUUGGGGUUUUAUAUGUGAUCAAUUGGGGACAACUUGCUCUCCAGUGUGGUUCCGAAAUAAGGUAAACCUUGUGUAAGAAACUCUUUGGCUGUUCUCCUGAGAUGACUGCUCUGGGCUGUCGCCCUUAUUGCUGUCUGUGUGAAUGUCUGCUUGGUUUUUUCCCUAAAGUGCUUAAAAAAUCAAGCUCUAGUACACACGAGGAUUUCUCUCCUUUUUUUUUUUUUUUUUUUUUUUUAAAGCUGCCUUUUCUGACUUGAACUGGGGCAUAAUGUAAAUAUUGCUGUAGUAAAUAUGAUGAUAGAGAGUUACUUUUUUGUGUGUGUGAUUGGUAUAAAUUCAAGGCUUAUUGAACUGACUAUUGAUGUGUUGUACCAAGUCUUGGAAGACAAAGUAAAAUUGCUUGAGUUCACUAAGAUUUACAAGCA